AUGGGCGAGAGUCAUUUGGAAGCUGAUAUGUAUUUCCUGAAACGCGAAACGCUGUAUGAGGCGGAAAAGCCUUACGGCAUGCGAUAUUAUGCUGACGGAGUUCCUCAAUCAAACAUACGUCGCGAGAAGCACAAAAUUACCCUGAAUGACAUCCGCAAGCUUGAGGAGCCGCCGUCGGUGGGCGUGCAAGGCUUUAGCGUCAUGCCAUUGGAGUCCAGAAUGACCUAUGAAGACUUCAAUGACUACAAUAAGAUUAAAUCUGUCUAUCACGAAGACCUCAUCUCGGCCUUGAAGAAGAAAUUGGGUGCAAAGCAUGUCUUUGUCAUGGACAACGCGGUUCGCCGUCGCGAAGCGCACUUUCCGGUCUCUCAAGGAAGAAAUUAUGAUUGGGAUCAACCCACAGCUAUGUGUCACAUUGACUUCACACACGAUGAAGCUGUUCGCAUGUUGACAACUCUCUACGGCAAGCACGCACCUGAAAUUCUGACUUCCCGUUGGCAGGUCAUUAAUGUGUGGAAGCCUCUGCGUGGUCCAGUACGAGACUGGCCUUUGGGAAUUGUUGAUUCUAGAACUGUUGAUUUCGAAAACGACACCAUCCCUUCGGAUGUUGUCUUUCCAACAUGGGUUACGGAGAACAUGCAAGUCAUGUAUAGUCCAAGCUAUCGAUGGUACUACUUGUCCGACCAGAUGCCAAACGAGGCUACCAUAUUCAAGAGUGCUGAUUCUGAUGCGUCACAACCGAGUGCAUGCCCCCAUGCAGGAUUCAACAGCCCUAACACCCAAGCUGGGGAUCCGGCUCGAGAAAGUAUUGACUGCCGCGCAUUUGUGCUCUAUGCAGAUCUAAAAGAGUAUCCUCAGCAAGUGGGAAAGCUCUUUGAAGGUAUCCACGGUCACAUGACUCUUUCCGCGACUUCCGUCACAUUUGACCCCCUCGAGUUCAUGGCGACUUUUGAUACCCAAGUCGGCAGCAGAUUGGCAAUAUCAGAGGCUCUUUCCAAUCCAAAUCCAAACGUGGAUUUGGUCCUGAUACCUGGAGUUGGCACCGCGGCUGUCCGGGAAUGGGGAAUCUGUCAGCCAUCAUGGCUCUCGAUGUUAGAGCGAGAACACACCCGCCUCAGAAUUCUCGAGUUCCAGUACCAAAUUCCACUUGAUGACCACUUCUCCUGGCAAUUCUUCCUCGAUCAAGGCGCCAAUCUUCUCCGCGAACUCUCUCAGCUUCGGAGUGCCACCGAUGCACAAAAGCGCCCGUUGCUUCUUAUGUGCCACGGUCUUGGAGGAUUCAUCCUCAAACAGGCAAUAUCUAUUGCAAACUUCCAGUAUCCGAGAUAUGAUCUCCUGCUCAAUGUCAUAGUUGGCAUGGUGUUCCUUGGCACGCCGCAUAGUUCACCAGGAGACGACACUCUCUGGGAGCAAUGUUUAUGGAUUUUGAGAGCGGCCAACCCGGGGAUGUCGAACAAGCAGGCGCUACUCCAGAAGAAAAAUGACACAUCCCUGUUGACUAACUUAGGAGCUCGGUUUCAAGAUGUCAAUACCAAUUUAGACAUUUUGUCGGUGUAUGAAGAGAGGAAGACUAUUAUCCCCCGGACUUUCACAAGCAAGAAACUGAUUCUUGUUGACUUGGAAUUGGCGAGGAUCGGCACACUGCGAGAGCAAUGCUUCGGCUUACCUCUGUCACAUCUCGAUCUAUGCAGUCUGAAGAAUGAAUACGGUGAGCCCAACGUGCAUAUUAUCAACUGGAUGCGAACUGUUUUGAGAUACUCUAUCAGCAAUGUAGAGGAUCGGAUGCGAUCAUAUCGAUCACGAGCUCCAUCUGACCACAGAUCCGACAGUGGCGGCUCGAAUGAGGCCGCCGAGUACGUCCUCAGCCGGAACGAAGGAAGCGCAGAGGCUGGAAACACUGGAGAGGGCCAAUAUGGAUCCACGACACUUGAUCUGGAGGUGAUUCCCAUGGUGGAGGCUUUUGCUCCGUCAAGAAGGCAGGCGGUAUUGCCAUGCAGAUCCCUGGGUGGCUACCCGCGGAAUACAGAGUUCACGGGCAGGGUUCGAGAAUUGGAAUUGCUUGACAGCGUAUUGCUUCCUUCUCAAGACCGUCUGGUAUCUUCCGAAUCUCAAGCAUCAAGACAUGUUACUCUCUGCGGUAUGGCCGGUCUUGGAAAGACAGAACUCGCUUUAGAGUUUGCACAUUCCCGUCAAGAACGAUUUGAUGCUGUUUUCUGGAUCCAUGCUGACACCGUGGACAAGCUAGAGCGUGAUUUUGCCGAUAUCGCCGUCAAUCUGGGGCUUGAAGAUGAUAAAGAACCUCGGGAUCUCGUGGUCAACAGGGAGACAGCAAAAGACAACCCGGACGUCAUCAGUGAAUACACACACAUAUUCGGGUCUGGAUCGUGGUUGAUCACCAGCCGACAUCCACUGGCGAAAACAUCGUUUUCUCGUGAUACUACAGUCCUGGACGUGGAACCACUGGACGAUCACACAGGUGCCCAGCUUCUCCAGAGAUUGACCGGCGCAAACGACGACGACCAUCUCUCGUUGAUGGUAUCACAACGACUUGGCGGACUUCCACUGGCUAUUGCUCAGAUGGCUGGCGUCAUUCGCCGCCAGUAUAUGCUUCUCAAAGAUUUCCUAGAAGUCUAUGACGACGACACGAGGAAUCCGAUGGACUCCCCAACGGGGUCGCUGAAGUCGUUGAACGUCCUAGAGCUUGAGCUGGAGCAAAGACCGGCGAGAGCCAGAGGCUCAAUCGCGUCCAUCUGGGCUAUUGACGCGCUGACGCCGUCCUCGCGGAGUUUACUCGAGGCGAUGAUCUUUCUGGACCCAGAUUGCAUACAAGACUACUUGAUGAAAGACCGCUGUGCUCAAGUAAUCACGGAUGCAUCUUUUCCGAGGCGUCUAAAGGGGUUCUUCACGGCCCGUGCUGCCUUGAUGAACAGCUCCUUAUUAAAGACGGUUAAUGACGAUACUGGCGUGAGGAUUCACAGGGUCCUUCAGGACGCCGUCAGAGUGAACUCGAGACGCAAAUUGGACGUAAUUUUUGCAGACACGGUGGCUGUCUUGUGCGAAGCGUGGCCUUCUGCUGCCAUGCACAAGAUCCACGACGUCGAGAGGUGGCCACGAUGCAAAGAAAUCUACCAGCACGUCAGCUAUCUUCGAGCCGGGUACAAGGAGCAGUUGCUUGAAGGCAAGAAUCUAUCGAAGUUUCAAUACGCGAAGCUGUUGUAUGAAGCUGGAUGGUAUCAACACGCAAAAGGAAACUCUUAUGCUAUUCGCGACAUGCUUGACGAAUCAUGGAAAAUUUGCCAGACUUGCGAACAAAGCCAGCAGAGUCGAAACCUACUCGCGGACAUCCAUUACACAAUGGGUGCCAUAGCUAGCGAGACCAACGAUCCGGAAUUGUGCAUGAAACACACAAGGGCUCUCCUGGAUAUGAGAACUCAAAUUGCCGAGAAGACCGCGAUCAGAGAUGUACGCCUAGCCAUUGCCUACAACGAAAAUGGAAUAGCAAGAAUGAUGUCUCGCGACUUUGACGGAGCCGAGAAGUGCUUUGAAAGCGCGAUUGACGUGUACAGCUCGCUCCCGGACUUCCGAAAGGACAUGAACACCGUGUCACACACAAACCGAGGUUUGGCUGCUUGGCUGAAAGGUGACUUCACCCGUGCAAUCAAGAUAUUCGAGGAUGCAAUUCGAGACCGGGAAGAGCUUUUCGGGUUUCUGGAUAAAGAGAAUUUCCGUUGUGGGCGCUUGUGGUAUGGUCUGGGCAACGUGAGAUGGAGCCUCGGAGAAUUUCAGCAGAGCUGGGAAUGCCAUCAAAAUGCUUUCAAGCAAGCUCAGGCUACCGUGGGCGUUCGACAUCAUCGCUUCGCCGACAUUUGCCAUCGAAUUGCACAGCAUUUGCUCCGCCACAGCAACCUCAACCGUGAUGAAGAUCGAGCCUUAUCGAAAACACAUCUCGAGCAAGCUCGUGAGGUUAUCGACCAAGCUUUGGGGAUCUGGGGCACGCACCAAGCUACCUAUAGACCUGAAUUGGCGCGCUCCUCCUUCCUCAAGGCCAAAAUCCUUCAUCGCGCCGGUGCGGUAGACGAUGCUUCAGCGCUUUUCAAAUAUGCAGCCAAAUCAUGGAGGGAACUCUCCGGAGGUGCCAACAAACCGGGUCGGGACUUGACAGAAGAAGAUUUCGAUGAACUUGUCACAUUCUGGUCCAAGUGA
This is a messenger RNA of Fonsecaea nubica, 4203 nucleotides long. RefSeq lists its product as hypothetical. The transcript has 10 exons. Gene Ontology annotation, molecular function: ADP binding; oxidoreductase activity; protein binding. The record is from RefSeq and is a predicted model, not a curated record. The coding region runs from base 1 to 4203 and encodes 1400 amino acids. Lineage: Eukaryota; Fungi; Ascomycota; Eurotiomycetes; Chaetothyriales; Herpotrichiellaceae.